Molecule: messenger RNA, 2309 nt
Organism: Sodiomyces alkalinus F11
Lineage: Eukaryota; Fungi; Ascomycota; Sordariomycetes; Glomerellales; Plectosphaerellaceae
Product: ABC transporter
Exons: 1
Coding region: 133-2145 (670 amino acids)
Cellular component (GO): mitochondrion
Molecular function (GO): ATP binding; ATP hydrolysis activity
Source: RefSeq, a predicted model, not a curated record
CACCCACCCUUCUCAACGCAUUCUCAACGCAUCCAUCCAUCCAUUCCUUCCGGAAACUCGCAAUGGACUCGAAAUAACUCUCAGAGCAACUAACCUAGUGUUGCCGCCCUUUGGGAGGACCGAUUGCCCACAAUGCGUCCUCCAUCCAGGCCCCCGAUCCCUCCCAUUCUCCGGAUCGUCAACGGGACUUUCUACCGCCACCAUCCCAACUCGGCGUCCUCUCACCCGAAUCCACCGUUCUUUAAAGAUCUGAACAUUGAGAUCCCUUCCAACUCUACGGAAUCACCCCGCCGUUGGUGCAUCAUCGGCCCCUCCCUGUCGGGCAAAACGACAUUCCUCCAGGCCCUCCGUGGCCAACACCUUUCCAUCCCACCUCACGCCCGCUCAUGGCCCUAUCUCUCUACCGACCAAGUACCCGACCGCCUCCGCACCCCGUCCCAGGCCAUUCGCUAUGUCGGAUUCGACGGCGAGCAGGUCGGCGGCCUCUCCGGACCGGCUACGAGCGCCUACCUCGCCGCGCGGUACGAGUCUCUCCGCGAGGACACCGACUUUUCGCUCCGCGACUUUUUACUAGGCAACACGGACCUGAACCCCCUCCAAUCCCCGGCCGAAGUCGAGCACGAGCUGCCUCCGGGCCUCCUGGACAGGGUCGUGUCGGACCUGCGCCUCGGCCCGCUGCUCGACCUGCCCGUCGCGUUCCUCAGCAACGGCCAGGGCCGCAGGGCGCGGAUCGCGAGGGCGUUGCUGAGGACCCCGGAGGUGCUGCUGCUCGACGAGCCGUUCAUGGGUCUCGACCCGCCGACGGUGGCGUCGCUGAGCGAGCUCCUGCGGUCCAUGGCGGAACGGGCUGCGCCGAGACUGGUGCUGGCGGCCCGCCCGCAGGAUCCGAUCCCGGAGUGGAUCACGCACCUGGUGUACCUGCGGAGCGACUGCCAGGUGGGAUCCAUGGGGGAGAAGGACGUCGUGAUGGAGGGGCUGCGCAAGUACGCGACCGGUGUGUGGAGGGGGGCUCUGGCGGAGGACGAGAAGCUGCCGGUUCGCGCGCUGGCGGAGAUGGGGAGGGUGCUUACGAGCGAGGGCGUAGCUGGCGAAGCGCUGGGCAGCGAGGAAGGGGCCAGGCAGCAGCAUACCGUCGAAGAGAUGGCAGGGACGCGGGACCUUCCCGGUCGCGAAGCCGAAGGUGAAGCUCUGGUGGAGAUGGACGGCGUCCAGGUCCGAUACGGGGACAAGAUUGCGCUGGGCAACUGGACACAGGACACCCCGUCAGGGCCGGCGCCCAAGACCGGCCUCGUCUGGACCGUCCGCAGGGGAGAACGGUGGGGCUGCUUCGGGCCGAACGGGUCGGGAAAGACGACGCUGGUAUCGCUUCUCUGCUCCGACCACCCCCAGACCUACUCGCUGCCCAUCAGGCUGUUCGGCAGGAGCAGGCUCCCGGAACCCGGCUCGGGCCAGCGGCCGCUCACGUUCUGGGACGUCCAGAGGCGGAUCGGCCAUUCCAGCCCGGAAGUGCACCAACACAUGCCGACCUACUUGUCGGUGCGGCAGGUGCUCGAGAACGCGUGGGCCGACACGUUCAAGGGCGUGCCGAAACUGGAUGACGCCGCCCGCGCCAAGGUGGAGGCCGCGCUGCGCUGGUUCGCACCCGAGCUGAACCCGAAUUACCACCACGACGAAAGAGUCGCCGUGGGAAGGAGAGGUGCGGACGAUUGGGCAGAUUCGCUCCGGUGGGCGGACGAUCAUCUUUUCGGACGGCUCUCCUUCAGCGCGCAGCGGGUGGCGCUGUUCCUGCGGGCCAUCAUCAAGCAUCCGGACGUGGUGGUCCUGGACGAGGCCUUUGGCGGCAUGGACGAGAAAGUCCGCGACAAGUGCAUGCUGUUCCUGGUCCGCGGGGAGGAGAAGACGCACGACGCGGCCGGCAAGGUUGUGGAUAGCGAGGUGGCCAAGCAAGGGGAGGUUCGGGCGACGGGCUUGUCGCCGGAUCAGGCGCUCGUGUGCAUCAGCCACCUCAAGGAGGAGACGCCCGAUUGCGUGAGGGAGUGGAUCUGCCUCCCUGAGGCGAACGAGGGCCGACCGGCUCGGUUCGGACGGUUUGACGGGCCGUUGAGGACGGAUGAGAGGCGGUGGCGUGAACUUUGGAAGAUGUGACUUGCAAGCUGGGCGUACUUUGGAUGGGUAUGGAUAUAUGUUGUGGCCAUGAUGGAAUUGAAAGAAGCAGGAUGCUCAUUAAUUCCCUUGCGAAUACACAGAAUAUAGAGUUAAUAAUCGCAUGGAUGGUAGUGCGUUGGCAUUACAUUCAUCCCUUGGUGCCC